AUGAGCUCUGCUGAUGGUGGUUCUGCUGGAACAGAACCUACCACCGUAGCUGAGGCUGCUACGGCACCUACAACUGAACAGCAAGCGACAGUCACAGAAGAAAGCAAACCAGAGGUCAACCAACAGCCUACCAUAAUCAUACCAUCAGAUAAAGAAGUAACAGUCAAGGAAAAAACAGCUGAACCGCAAUAUUCACCGGCUUCCGAUGCGUUUCGGACCAGAGCACCGUCAGAGGCUGCCUCAUCAGUGAGUGACCAAGAUGAUAGUUCGGAGAAGCGAAGGCGACGUUCCACGAGGGACAUCAAGCGGCCAAAAUUCGAUGAUGAGCUAGUGGACAGUGGUGUAGCGAAACUACUUUCACCCAGGGUGAGUUUUCAGUCAUAAAG
This is a messenger RNA of Cylicostephanus goldi, 386 nucleotides long. The record is from the annotation of a GenBank genome assembly. NCBI's taxonomy places the organism in Eukaryota, Metazoa, Nematoda, Chromadorea, Rhabditida, Strongylidae.